GAGUGGGAUUUGACGCGCAGGCGCAAAGAAAGAAGGGCGGCUCUGCCUCGAAGGAGAAUCUUGGACAAUGUUCACUGUUCCUGCAUCGGUUCCGGAAGUUGUGUGCCGCUCUAUCUGUCUAUCUAUUGCCAUGGGACAGACCUCCAGAUCUGUGCUAGGCAUGUGUCAUUGAUGGGGGGGGAGUGGAUUCAGAAUAGAGCUGGGAGGGAUCUUGGAGGUCAUCUAGCCCAACCCCCUGUUCAAGCAGGAGACCCUAUAGACAAGUGUCUAUCCAGUCUCUUCUUAAAGACCUCUAGUGAUGGAGCAUCCACAACUUCUGGAUGCAAGUCGUUCCACUGGUUAAUUGUUCUCACUGUUAAUUACUCCUUAAUUCCAGAUUGCUUUUCUCCUUGAUUCUCACAGUUUGCUUUUGCUUUGUCUGCAAGGGCACAUAGGUGUUACUCCACACCUACGCUGUGAAGGGGUCGAUGGGUUGCUGAUGGUUGCAAACUGUUGUGUAAGGGAUGCGCAUCUUUUGCAUGCGGAUCGGAUAACCCGACUUCCCGGUGGGAGGCGGGAGGAAGGGGAGGCACAUUCAAACGGCAAAAUGGAGCAGCUGGAGGAGAGACUGGCCCACGAAGUGAGGAGAUAUCAACAUUUGCACGACGUGAUGGAUAGAGACUACGGGAGCCAGGAGGCGACAGCCCAUUCGUGGAGAAGAAUUGUGGAGGAAGAUCCAGACCGAUGCAGAGAAAAGUGGAAGCAACUGCGAGAUGAGUUCGUCAGCCUGAAAAAAAGAAUGAAAACAAAGACCAGGGAUCCAGGGCCGCCGGCCCAUUCUAUAAUGCUGUCCUGGCUGGAAGAAUUUGUAAAACACUGGGAAACCCAAGCGAAUGUCAACAGUGCUGCAACGGAGCCUGAGGAUGUCAUGCCAGAUCCUCUAGAGAAAGACUCUUUGGAUUCAAGCUUGCAUAUGGAGGACAUCUCAUUCACAUCACACCAUGCAUCCAGGCGCUCAGGUGUCUUCUCAAUGCAUAGUAGCGAUGAUGAUGAUGAAGAUGAUGAGAGUUCAACCAGUGUGCUCACUGGGUCACCCAUAAAAGCACCAGUCCCCCAGUCAAGAAAGAGGAGGAAGGUGAUGGGAAAGGACGAGAUACUAGACGCUUUGGUCACUCUACGCUGGGAGCAACUUCAAACUGCAGUGAUGUCACUGUUGAACCCCGAUAACAGCCGUCGCAAUGAUGAAUACACAACUUUUGCCCUGGCUGUUGCGGACUCUUUGCGGAAACUUCCACCGGAACGUGUGGAAGCAACAAAAUCCCAGCUCUUCGUUGUGCUUGCUGACGCACAUUCCCAAGUGACAAAACCCGGCCGACCUGGGGAUGCAGAUCCCAGGGAACUGGGGAGUUUUUCUAGUAACCGAGGAAUGACUGCUAGGCCGCUCAGCCAGGGGCUUCUGACCUUUGAAGAUGUGGCUGUGCGUUUUACCGAUGAGGAAUGGAUGCUGCUGGAUGCAGGACAGCAGGACCUCUACCGGGAGGUCAUGGCGGAAAAUUCUGGGAUGGUGGCCUCUCUAAUCCAGGAGCUUCAGCCAGAAAAAAAUGCCGAAGACCAGGAGGCAGGAGCAGCUGACAAACCUGGGCAGAAAGCUCAAGACGGAGAAGGAAAAAGCCGCCCCUUUUUCCAGCGCCCCACUGAAAGCGAGCUAAAGACUUCACACAAUGUAGGGCAGAGUCCGGUCGCUGGGCCCAAGCAGGACUGCCAGUGUUCUUUGAAGACGAUGGCAUUUUCUCCUCCCACCUUGGACUUUAGAGAAUCCCAAAAACGUUGGGAAGCCAGAGCUGAUGAAGAGGACGUGCCGCAGUCCCCCGGCUUCACUGACCUCGUGAAUGGAAACAGGGAGCUUGGACCUGAAGAGGAGAGCCUGAACGGGGAGACCCAAGGCAGACUGGAAGAAAAAGUAAGAAGACCUCUGGCAGACAUCAAUUCCUCCACGCCAGUGCAGGAAUCAUCGGGCAGAGUGAAGAUCCUACAUUGGAUGGAGACCACCCAAGAAGGUGACUUCCUGGGAAAGGCCUAUCAGGGUCCAGAUUCAGGAUCGGGUAACUCAACGCUGGAAUCUAAGGAUGGUUUUUGGCUAGAAAGACCGAAGGAGAUAAACCCCCAUGGGAAAUUAUUGGAAAGAGCCCUGGGAAAACUCAUCCAAGGCCCCAACGCUCAGGAGAGUCUCGAAAUCAAGCAGGACAUGGGCAGCUUACCGGAGAUAAAGUCUGAUUUAGCCUUGUUUUGUGACGAGGCGUCUAUAAACGGACCUGCGAAAACCCUCCAAGGAAGAGAGACCAGUUUUGAUCUCUCUGGAAACUUCCAGCCAAGAGCCGAUCGUUUGGAGAAUCAGAACGCGCCAAUGGAAAGUGAACGGAUCUAUAAAUGCUCCUAUUGUGGGAAGUGCUUCGAGGACAGCUUAGACUUGGUGACCCACGAGAGAGCUCACAUAGGAGAGAAGAUUUACAGGUGCUCCCAGUGCGAGAAACGGUUCUCUCACCGAAUCGACCUCCUGACCCACAAGAGAAACCACCAAGGGGAGAAGCCACACCAGUGUGAACGGGACUGCGCCAAAUGCAACAGGCAGAGGACUUGCCCAAGGGCAUCCCACCGAACGCGACCCGGAGAGCAGGCCUGUCAGUGCUCAAUUUGCGGGGAAUGUUUCAGCUGGAAAUCCAACCUUAUCAGACACCGGAGAAUCCACACAGGGGAGAAACCCUAUCGGUGCGCUGAUUGUGGGAAAAGCUACACCCGUAAGACCGCGCUUGACAGACAUAAAAGGAUCCACGUGGGGGAGAAAACUUGUGAGAUCGGUGCUCCGAACAUGGGGCAAGCAUCCGUGUUGGUCCUCCUUGUUUGAAUCACGUGAGGUUGGCGAGAAAUGCAUCGCACUGUAGUAAACGUAUUAAACGUGUUAGGAAGUUCAGCUAAAUAAAUUGGGAUCAGUAAAUUCGUCGUUAAGUGGUGCGAUUGCUAAAUGAGGCUUCAAGUGACCACGUCCAAUUUUAUGACCUUUUUUUUUUUGCCAUGGUUGUUAAGAAAUUUGCAGAGCAACCCUUGAGUAGCAAGGGUGUGCACAUGAAAGUGAUUGAGAGUAGUUACGAAUAAAACACAGCCAACACACAGAUACACUGAGUUACGUUUACUUUUAGGAAAAUAGUAAGGCACAGUCCAAUAAACAGUCCAGGUCAUACAUGUAUAAAGCAGUAGAUAGUAAAACAAUAGUCCAGGGAUAGUCCAAUAACAAAGUCUUCUUACCAGUCGUUGUAGUCAUACACAUUAACAGUUGCAAACAGUAGCAAAGAGCAGUAACGAGCAGUAACGAUCAGCAAAUAGCAGCAAAUAGCAGCAGAGAGCAGUAGAGAGAAACAAACCAUGUUUCAAGCUCCCUUUUAAGGACAUUGGCUACAGAGCUAACCAAUCAGGACACAGUAUGAUGCAAUACAGCAAUACAUUAGUCUUAAAGCUAUAUUGAUGGUUUAUAUAUUGCCAACCCAACAAGUUAGGUGAAACCAUUUCCUAACAAUGGUCAUUCAGUGAAACACACAACUGUUAAGUAAAUCACAUGCUCGUUAAGCAGAUCUGGCUGUCCCUUGACAUGGUCAGUUGGAAGCCGGCUGGGAAGGUGGCAAAUCCCAAUCACGUGACUGCAGAACGAGACAACCUUUGUAAAUGCCAGUUGCCAAGCGCCUAAAUCCCAAUCGGGGUGGCAGUGGGGGCGGGUGCAACAGUUGUAACUCUGAGGAAGGAUCAUGGGUCACUUUUUUCAGUGCCGUUGUAACUUCAAACUGUCAUUAAACAAAUUGUUGUAAGUUGAGGACUA
Pantherophis guttatus is the source of this 3844-nucleotide messenger RNA. RefSeq lists its product as uncharacterized. The record is from RefSeq and is a predicted model, not a curated record. Lineage: Eukaryota; Metazoa; Chordata; Lepidosauria; Squamata; Colubridae. Gene Ontology annotation, biological process: regulation of DNA-templated transcription.